UUUGUUAACGGAGUUGGGUGUUUCUUGCUGCGUUCCUAGCGCCGGGUUGAGGAGGCACGAUGCCGGCCGGGCCUGUGCAGGCGAUGGCGCCUGCCCAGCCAGCGCCACCUGAAGCGAAGCAGCCUGAGGAUGAGCCAAAAGAAGAAGCAACACCAGCCAAGCCUGUUGUGGGAAUUAUUUACCCACCGCCAGAGGUUAGAAAUAUUGUGGACAAGACAGCUAGCUUUGUGGCCAGAAAUGGUCCUGAGUUUGAAGCCCGAAUCCGUCAGAAUGAGAUAAAUAACCCAAAAUUCAAUUUCUUGAACCCCAAUGAUCCUUACCAUGCCUACUACCGGCACAAAGUCAAUGAGUUCAAGGAAGGGAAGGCCCAGGAGCCCUCUGCGGCUAUUCCAAAGGUCAUGCAACAGCAGCAGAGUGCACAACAGCAACUUCCUCAAAAGGUACAGGCCCAGGUGAUUCAGGAAACUGUCAUUCCAAAGGAGCCCCCUCCAGAGUUUGAGUUCAUUGCAGAUCCCCCGUCAAUCUCUGCCUUUGAUUUGGACGUGGUAAAGCUGACCGCACAGUUCGUUGCUCGGAACGGCAGGCAGUUUCUCACCCAGCUGAUGCAGAAGGAGCAGAGGAACUACCAGUUUGACUUCUUGCGCCCUCAGCAUAGCCUCUUCAACUACUUCACCAAACUGGUGGAACAGUACACCAAGAUCUUAAUCCCACCUAAGGGCUUAAUUAUAAAGCUCAAGAAGGAAGCAGAAAACCCCAAGGAAGUAUUGGACCAGGCAUGCUACAGAGUGGAAUGGGCCAAGUUUCAGGAGCGAGAGCGGAAGAAGGAAGAGGAAGAGAAGGAGAGAGAGCGUGUUGCAUAUGCCCAGAUCGACUGGCACGACUUUGUGGUGGUGGAAACUGUGGACUUCCAGCCCGCUGAGCAAGGGAACUUUCCUCCUCCCACCACCCCUGAGGAGUUGGGAGCUCGCAUUCUGAUCCAGGAGCGCUAUGAGAAGUUUGGUGAAAGCGAGGAAGUGGAGAUGGAGGUAGAGUCAGACGAUGAAGAUGAGAAACAAGAGAAGACGGAGGAGACCCCCUCCCAAUUAGACCAGGACACUCAAGUGCAAGAUAUGGAUGAAGGCUCUGAUGAAGAAGAUGACAACCAGAAAGUUCCACCACCUCCAGAAACUCCAAUGCCGCCGCCACUGCCCCCUACUCCAGAUCAAGUUAUUGUCAGGAAAGAUUACGAUCCUAAAGCUUCCAAGCCUUUGCCACCCGCCCCAGCUCCAGAUGAGUAUCUGGUUUCCCCCAUCACUGGGGAGAAGAUUCCUGCCAGCAAAAUGCAAGAACACAUGCGAAUUGGGCUUCUCGAUCCUCGCUGGCUGGAGCAAAGAGAUCGUUCCCUCCGGGAGAAGCAGACUGAUGAUGAAGUUUACGCCCCAGGCUUGGAUAUCGAAAGCAGCCUGAAGCAGCUGGCUGAGCGCCGUACUGAUAUUUUUGGUGUGGAAGAGACUGCUAUUGGCAAGAAGAUUGGGGAAGAAGAGAUCCAGAAGCCAGAAGAAAAGGUGACCUGGGAUGGCCACUCCGGCAGCAUGGCCCGGACUCAGCAGGCUGCUCAAGCGAACAUUACCCUCCAGGAGCAGAUUGAAGCUAUCCAUAAGGCCAAGGGGCUGGUGCCUGAAGAUGACAGCAAGGAGAAGAUUGGUCCGAGCAAACCCAACGAGAUGCCCCAGCCUCCACCCCCCUCAUCGGCUCCAAACAUCCCAACAAACGCUCCACCAAUUGCAUCUGUGCCCCGCCCUCCCUCAAUGCCUCCUCCCGUCCGUACAACUGUCGUUAGUGCUGUCCCCGUCAUGCCUCGUCCUCCUAUGACUUCAGUGGUCCGUUUACCGCCGGGCUCUGUCAUUGCUGCUCCCAUGCCACCAAUAAUACAUGCUCCUCGGAUCAAUGUGGUUCCAAUGCCACCUUCUGGCCCACCCAUGAUGGCCCCACGUCCCCCUCCCAUGAUUGUGCCCACAGGAUACAGACAGGGACCAGUCAGCAGUCCAGCCUUUGUUCCCGCCCCUCCUGUUGCACCGGUUGCUGCCCCGUCACCUAUGCCUCCUGUUCACCCUCCCCCACCCAUGGAAGAUGAGCCAUCCUCUAAGAAGCAGAAGUCUGAAGACAGCCUCAUGCCAGAGGAUGAGUUUCUGCGCAGAAACAAGGGCCCCGUCACAGUCAAAGUCCAGGUUCCCAACAUGCAGGACAAGACUGAAUGGAAGCUGAAUGGCCAGGUGCUGGUGUUCACCCUCCCACUCUCUGACCAGGUUUCCGUUAUAAAGGUGAAGAUCCAUGAGGCUACCGGGAUGCCUGCUGGGAAACAGAAGCUUCAGUAUGAGGGCAUCUUCAUCAAGGACUCCAAUUCUCUGGCUUACUACAACAUGACGAGUGGAUCAGUAAUCCACUUAGCACUCAAAGAAAGAGGAGGCAGAAAGAAGUAGCACCCCUGUGGCUGGGAGCUGUCAUAUCGGUGCAGCUCCUGAGUAGCAUCAGCAUGGAGUUCCCACUCAAACUGGACUUUGGACCUU
Euleptes europaea (tarantolino) is the source of this 2546-nucleotide messenger RNA. It is a transcript of the gene SF3A1, whose product is annotated as splicing factor 3a subunit 1. The transcript is spliced from 17 exons. Gene Ontology annotation, cellular component: U2 snRNP; catalytic step 2 spliceosome; U2-type prespliceosome. The record is from RefSeq and is a predicted model, not a curated record. NCBI's taxonomy places the organism in Eukaryota, Metazoa, Chordata, Lepidosauria, Squamata, Sphaerodactylidae. The coding region runs from base 60 to 2459 and encodes 799 amino acids. Gene Ontology annotation, biological process: mRNA cis splicing, via spliceosome; regulation of alternative mRNA splicing, via spliceosome. Gene Ontology annotation, molecular function: RNA binding; protein binding.